AUGGUGAAUGGGUAUUUUGUUCAUUUUACUACAGAUACUGGAGCUUCCACCAGUAUUCUGUCUCACAGAGUAUACAAGAAAUUAAAGGAUGAUAAAAAACCUUUGUUGAUAGGAAAUUCUCAACUCCGAGGUGCAGGUGGGGCAAAUAUACCUGUUUAUGGGUAUGGAUCCUUUGAAAUUCAAAUUGGAGAAGUAAGAAUAGAGAAACAACUCUUGAUAGCAGAAAUAGAAGAUGAUGCUCUUCUGGGAAUGGACAUUUUAAUGGACAAAGAAAGUAAAGCCGAAAUUCAUCUGGACAGAAAAAUUAUAAAAUUUUAUGGACAUGAAAUUCCAUGCAUUUCAAAUGAUGAUGAAUCGAAAUUGACUCUUAGAUCAGCUGACCAAUACACUAUACCCCCUAUGAGUGAAAUGCUGAUUCAGGCAUUUGUUGAACGUAAUAGUGAAGAAGAUAAAGAGAAAAUGUACCUUUUUGAAUCUUCACCAGAAUUUACAGCUAAAUCUUCAUUGCUUGUGGCGCCAGCAGCGAUUGAUAUUGUUAGAAAAGUUACAGUACCCUUGAGAAUCAUGAAUCCUCUGGAAGAAACCAAAACAUUGUACCAAGAUACAGUUCUGGGAACUGCUGAGGUCUGUUUGGAGGUAUCAAGAUUGGGUUUACAGGUAGCUGAGGAAAACAAUGUCAGAAGAGUAGCUGAAAAUGGAGAGGGGUUGGAAGGUCAAACUGAAGAGGAAUCUUUAGCACACUUGACAGAUCUGUAUGAGAGGUCUAUAAGUAACUUGUCCAAAGAAGAGGCAAAAACCUUGAAAACCCUGCUAAAAAGUUAUUCAGAUGUCUUCUCCAAAAAUGAAUGGGAUUUAGGCAGAACUCACCUCACAGAGCAUGAAAUAAUAACUGAAAAUCAUCGUCCAAUAAAACAGCCUCCACGUCGAGUGCCCUUGGCUUUGGCAGAUGAAGAGAAAAAUGCAAUUCAGCAACUUCAAGACAAAGGAAUCAUUAGACCGUCUUUGUCUCCUUGGGCUUCUCCUUUAGUCCUAGUAAAAAAGAAGAAUAAGAUAACUUGUUAUAAUAUUAUUUCAUUGUUAAUUGGGAAAUAA
Molecule: messenger RNA, 1092 nt
Organism: Saccostrea cuccullata (small rock oyster)
Lineage: Eukaryota; Metazoa; Mollusca; Bivalvia; Ostreida; Ostreidae
Exons: 1
Coding region: 1-1092 (363 amino acids)
Biological process (GO): proteolysis
Molecular function (GO): aspartic-type endopeptidase activity
Source: RefSeq, a predicted model, not a curated record